Molecule: messenger RNA, 1013 nt
Organism: Amaranthus tricolor (Joseph's coat)
Lineage: Eukaryota; Viridiplantae; Streptophyta; Magnoliopsida; Caryophyllales; Amaranthaceae
Exons: 3
Coding region: 212-580 (122 amino acids)
Biological process (GO): ribosomal large subunit assembly; translation
Cellular component (GO): ribosome
Molecular function (GO): structural constituent of ribosome; rRNA binding
Source: RefSeq, a predicted model, not a curated record
ACUUUAUACAUUCGCAUUCAGCACCCCGCGGUACGCAGACUCGACCAACAGCCAGUGAGCAAACGCCGAAAUUCCCCCAUUUCCUUUGAUCCUUUCACCCGUCGCAUUAUAGAAUCUUUUUUUGUGAUAGAGCUAAAUACUAGCAUUGUACGGAUACACCACUCUCAUUUAUUCAAUAUCAUAUUGCUUCGAGAAAGAGAGAACAUUAACAAUGAACAAGAAGAAGGUAUUUCAAUUAGCAAAGGGUUUUAGAGGUAGGGCAAAGAAUUGUAUAAGGAUAGCAAGAGAGAGAGUGGAGAAAGCGCUUCAAUAUUCCUACAGAGAUCGUCGCACCAAGAAGCGUGAUAUGCGUUCUCUUUGGAUUGAACGCAUCAAUGCCGGUGCUCGCCAACAUGGGGUAAAUUACGGUAACUUCAUGCAUGGGCUGAUGAAGGAGAAUAUUCAAUUAAACAGGAAGGUACUGUCAGAACUGGCCAUGCAUGAGCCAUAUAGUUUCAAGGCUUUGGUGGAUGUAUCACGGAAUGCUUUUCCAGGCAACAAAAUUGAACCGAAAAAGGUAGGCCUUGCCGUUGUUCUGUGAUUGGCGAUCUAUGAGGCCUCCUUGACUGUGUGCUCCUUCCCAAGCGUCGGUCCGUCCUCAAGGCGUAGGCAGCAUCUUUUGGCUGUUUCUUGAUUCCAUCUUCAUUUAUCCAUUAUUUUCAGGCCAAAAUAAACUAAACUAGAUGUACUCUGCUGUUAUCAAGGGCAGACAGUUCAAGAAUAGGAUCCUAAUGGUAGACAUUUUGGUUUAGUUAAUCUGUUAUAGAAUUAGGAUCCUGUUGUUUUCCAAUACAUCUGUUUUAUGGGUUUGACUUAUGUCAGUGCUCUUGGUCUUCACCUUCUUGGAAAUUAUGAUUUGCUAAAAUAGCUGUUAAAUUCGCAUCAAAUCAAAUUAAAUAAAAAAGGUCGAAAAAAUUAAUAUUAGUGUUUGUAACAGCUAGCAUCAUGUUUAUAUUGUUCGUUGAUGAGUAAAA